Molecule: messenger RNA, 1926 nt
Organism: Oikopleura dioica
Lineage: Eukaryota; Metazoa; Chordata; Appendicularia; Copelata; Oikopleuridae
Source: the annotation of a GenBank genome assembly
AUGAAAUCGAAAUGGAAAAACAGAACUAGCCGAAGCAAGAGAAACUUCUGCACUCGCCUGGCAAAGUGUGGCCGAAAGCAGCAAACCGGAAUCUGUCUUGCCUUCUUCACAAUAAUAAUUAUUUUUGCGAAAGUCGUCGAGGGAUACUUGAAAAUUAAAAUACAUGAUACGGAGCUUGUCAAUGCUGCAAAGGGAAAGUUCAUUCAUUCUAGCGACGAAUGCUCGAAGGAUAUUUUUAUUUGUUACGCGCAGAAAGAACGAGAUAAUGAGACAUUCGACAAAGUGCAAGCAUUGAGGCAAAAAGGGGAAAUAUUUUCAAAACAACUCGAUGAUUUCACUUUUACAGACAUUAAGAAGAUAUACGAAAUCGAAUAUGAAAUAAAACGACACGAAAAUCCUCAUCUUCAAAAUCCGGAUGCAAUCCUUGGCCCAGCGCAUUCCUCUAUUGAUGUGUCAGACGAAGAAAUUUCGCUAUGGCCAGGGUGCAUAUCUUCUAUUCUAGCAAUUAUCAAAAACAAAGAAUUUAUGUUCCCCUGUUUAGACAUGACGAAAAAGGAUGAUCUAAGAUUUAUCCUCGAGUUUUUGCACAAGGAGCAUAAUCUCUGCCCUAGUCCCGAUACAAUAAAAAGCGAAAACAUUAAUCGCGAAGAUGAUGAUUUUGAAGAUGAGGGCCUCCUAGUUCCUCUGAAAUCACUGACUGGCAUUGUCAACAAAGUCGAAAAAUCUUUGAGCAAAGAAAAUGUCCUUCCCAAAAUUAUCAAGCAGAAAGUCGACCACUGGGACAAAAUAGCCGCAACUUAUAAAGCGAAAUGGACUGGUGAAACCCCUGAGACAUUGAAAGUGAUAGCACAUAUUGGCGCUGCCGAAAACCUUCCAUCGAGCAUGCGUUAUUUGAUUAAAGAUGAGCAUAGAUUUGAUUUGCUAAGCAUUUGGUCAGAUGUAUUGGGGGCAAUGAACAUUGUCGGCUACGAUUUGACGCUUUCUUUAUCAAUGAAUGACCUAGAAGACGCGCUUGCGAUGUUCGUGGAAAACAUUGACAAGUGCAACGAGAUGAAAGACUUGCCAGACAUUAUCAUAACAGAUUACACGGGCCUUGAUGAACUAGCCGAGCUCGAGGGAUCCGUUAGAGGCCCAAGUGCCAAAGGACGAUUUUUCGAAAAGAUCAAGUGCCGCAUUCGUGUCAUCGACCCAUUUGGCACGGAUCCAUUCUUCAACGAGCCUUCUCUCUCAAAAUCUCAAGACAGCGUCGAAAACCAUGGAUUCGGACUUCCCAGCUUGAAACAGUUUUUAACUGCCUAUCCGAACAAAGAAAACUAUUGGGGAGGAUUCGCCGUCUCAGGCAGAGUUCUCAUACAACGCAGAACACUUGACUGCCACAUCCCAUUUAUUGACGAUAGUAUCCGAACAAACCGCCAGCGAUUACAAGACUUUUCAACAAUGAAGGAUCUGACAAGAAUUUUGAAACGUGAGGCGUCGAAGACGAAACCACAACCUUUCAUACCUGUUGGUUUCAGCGGAAAAGAAUUUAUUAAUCGAUUGAGGCACAAUAUUGAAGAGAUGGAUUUCUGUCCGAAGAGGAUCGUCCACAGCUGGGUUGACUACGCAGAUAUGAUCGUAAUUCAAGCUCCACCGGGGACAGAUUGCUCACAAGCUUGCAGCACUAAAGGUCUUACGUGUAACGCAGAGAUGUUUUCCUAUAUCAAUCAGAAGCGGUUUCUAACAACCUUUUGGCCUAAAUGCAAAAAUAUCAUCAAAAUCACAUCACGUAGCUACUGGAGCUUAGGAUAUCCGGCGAUAAAUGGACAGAAUUGCAUUCUCCAGGAUAACAACAAACUGCUGGGUUGUUCGGUUCCGGGAGAGGGCGAAAAUAGAAGAGUUUGUCCCUGCCAGAAAAAAGAUCUUUACGAAAAAAUGAACACUGAAUGA